Molecule: messenger RNA, 2868 nt
Organism: Oryza brachyantha (malo sina)
Lineage: Eukaryota; Viridiplantae; Streptophyta; Magnoliopsida; Poales; Poaceae
Product: disease resistance protein RGA5-like
Exons: 3
Coding region: 1-2868 (955 amino acids)
Biological process (GO): defense response to other organism
Molecular function (GO): ADP binding
Source: RefSeq, a predicted model, not a curated record
AUGGAGGGCGUGAUGGUGAGCGCUUCCACAGGAGUGAUGACGUCGCUUCUCAAGAAGCUCACAACGCUGCUGGAGAAGAAGCAGCGCCUGAUCAGUGACGUGAAGAAGGACGUCGCCUCCCUGAGGGACGAGAUGACCAGUAUGGGCGCCCUGCUUGCGAGGCUCUCCGACAUGGAGGAGCUCGACGCACAGCACAGGGACUGGCGCGACAAGGUGCGCGAGCUGGCCUUCGACAUGGAGGAUUGCAUCGACGUUUUCCUGCAUAAGCAUGGCGAUGGCGACGCCAGGUCGUCGUCAGGGCUUAUGCCACGCCUCAAGAUACCUAUGGCGCGCUACAGGAUCGCCAGCUUAAUCAAGCAGCUCAGCACCCGGGCCGUGGAGAUAAGCAGCUCUCGUGAUAGAUACAGAUUACUCGAUGUGCCAGCUUCUGCUGCUGCUGGUGGCGUUGUGCCUGUGGACCCUCGGAUUCAGGCGAUCUACGCGGAGGCCACUGGCCUGGUAGGCAUCGAUGGCCCCAGGGAGAAGAUCAUCGAGUGGUUGACGACGAAGGAGGGAGCUGAUCGGCAGGUUAGGGUGGUGUCUAUGGUAGGGUUUGGAGGUGUGGGCAAGACGACUCUCGCCAACCAAGUCUACAGUAAGAUGAAAGACCAGUUCGAGUCCACGGCCUUCGUGUCGGUGUCCCGGAAACCCAAUAUCAUCAAGAUUCUGUCCGAUUUGGUCAUGGCUACUCGUGGCCGGAUGGAUCCAGCUGAAAAGCACGAUGCACGCCAACUUGUUGACGUGGUUAGGGCUAACCUCAAAGAUAAAAGGUAUCUUGUGGUAAUUGAUGAUAUAUGGGCAGAAGAAGCAUGGAACACUAUCAAAUGCUGUUUCCUGGAAAAUAAUUGUGGCAGUUGUGUCAUCACAACUACACGUAGUGAAGAUAUAGCCAAUGCAUGCCGUUCUGGUUUCGAUGGCUACGUCUAUAAGAUCAAACCUCUUACUGAUCUAGACUCCAUGAGGUUAUUUCACAGAAGGAUUUUUCAUUCUGAAGAUGCUUGUCCCGAGCAACUAAAAAGUGUUUGUGGUGACAUUUUAAAGAAAUGUGGAGGGGUGCCAUUAGCCAUUCUUACUAUAGCCAGCAUUUUGGCUAGUCAUGAAGAGGUCAAGUCGAUGGAAGUAUGGGAAAGGUUAAAGCGUUGUUUAGGUUUCCAUUUGGAAAAAACCCCUGCUUUCGAAUGGAUGAGACAUGUUCUUAAUCUUGGGUACAAUGAUUUGUCUCUGGAUUUGAAGACCUGCAUGUUAUAUCUUGGUAUAUUUCCAGAAGAUUCUGAAAUACGCAAGAAUGACUUGAUGAGGCGGUGGAUAGCUGAGGGUUUUAUUACUAGAAGGCAUCAUUGUCUUGGCCAAGAUGAAGUUGCAGAAAGCUAUUUCAACGAGCUCGUUAAUAGAAACAUGAUCCAAAUAGCUAGGUUCGAUGACUGUGGGGAAGUACUGUCUUGUCGACUGCAUGACCUAAUGCUUGAUUUCAUCAUACUGAAGUCCACAGAAGAAAAUUUUAUCACUGUGAUUAACGAUGAUCAUUGCACUCAGGGCCCCUGGGAAGCUCGUCGACUAUCAGUACAUAUUAGAGAUUCAGAAUGCAACGAUGUGCUAUCAAACAUGGGUCUCACCCAGGUUAGGUCAUUUAACCUAUGGGGCCCUGCUCAAUGGUUGCCUCCCCUCUCAAAAUUUCAACUUCUGAGAGCUCUAAACCUUGAAAUUUACAAUUCCAAGGGCGAGCAUUACAAUACGUCUUGCAUAUGCAGUUUAUUCCAACUCAGAUAUCUGAGGACCAGAGGCAUUAGGUCCAAGAAACUCCUUACAGUGCAAUUGCACAAGCUAGAACAUUUGCAAUCACUGGAGGUAGCCUGUGAAGCAUACGACGACUUGACACUGGACGCUAAGUUGUUACCUUCGACAUUGUGGCAUCUGGUAGUUCCAAGAUACGUGUACUUGGGUGGAAUCGGCAGAAUGAAAACCCUCCGAAUAUUACGCCCGUUAAAAACUAAUUUCACAAACAUGGAUAGCAUAGAGGGGCUGGGUGAGCUGACCAAUCUGAAGGAGCUAGAGCUAGAGCUAGCAAGUACAUCACGCAGUCUGAUCCCCUCCCUCUGCAAGCUCGUCAGCCUUCAAUCCCUAGUAGUAAUCAAUCCGUUCUUCUCCCUGCCUGAUGACAUCUUGACCGGUUGGGUGCCACCUCCAGGGGAUCUGCGCAGGCUGCAUGUGCUGGAUUGUCCCUUCUCCACCGUCCCAUCCGGCUGGAUCACCCAACUCGGCAAGCUCCGCAGCUUGGACAUCCAGGUGGUGUCGCUUCCGAGGGACGGCGCCGCGGCUCUCUCCAGGCUGACCUCGCUGGUGCACCUCGAGCUACAUGUCGCGGAGCACGCUCCGGAGGAAGGCGUUGUCAUCCAUGGCGCCGCGUUCCCAAAUCUCGUGGAAUUUUGCUUCAGGUACACGGUCCCUUGCCUCGUUUUUGAGGCAGGGGCCAUGCCAAGGCUACGGAGCCUCAGCAUAGAUUGUUACGAAAGGGGAGCUCGGCAUGCUGAUGCUGUGCUUAACGGCAUCGAGCACCUUUGUGGCCUCUUGGACUUCAGGUUAGAUAUUUACGAGCGGGAUGGCUUUAUUCCCAGGGUUUAUUUUGGCCGUGAUCAUAUGAAAAACCUGAAAUGUGCUUUCAUCCCGGACUCCGAGUUAGAUACUUCCGAGCAGUUUAGUGGCACUGAUCUUGAGAGGCCACAAUCGGAGGAGGUUCGGAAGUGGGACAGGGACAGUCUCAUGGCUGCGGUCGCCGAGGCCAUCAAAAGGCAUCCCGGGAGUCCUCGUAUUAUCAUGACUGUUGUAAGCUGA